AUAAUAAUAAUAAUAGUAAUAAACAAGUGUACUCGUGUCGGCUUUAUUUAACAUAAAUUUUUUAAUGCAAUUUAAUGAAUUAUUAUUGGGGAAUACUCCCCUAAAAAAUUGCUAUAAUAUCUUAAUUCAUAUUUUUUUUUAAAAAUAUAAUUGAAAAAAUAAAUAAUAAAUUAUUUUUAACAAGUACUAUCAAUUGAAAAAAAGAAUUCUUAAUAAUAAAGUUAAUUAAAAAUGAAGUUAAUACGUAAAAUAUCAUCUUGGUUAUUAUUUGGUAUAUUAUUGUACCAGUGUACUGAGUUGACAUUUGCUGAUGAACAUAAUCAUAUUUAUGAAGAUAAUGAACAAGUUGUGUUAUGGAUGAGUACCAUUGGGCCUUAUCACAAUAGACAAGAAACAUAUGCCUAUGAUUCUUUACCUUUUUGCAAUGGUCAGAAAGAGGCAAUUGAUCAUUAUCAUGAGACUUUAUCAGAAGCUCUACAAGGUAUUGAACUAAAAUUUAGUGGUCUGGAUAUUGAAUUCAAAGUUCCAGUCCCAAAAACAACUGUCUGCACUAUUGAUUUAACUGAAAAUGAUAUGAAAGCAUUCAUUUAUGCUAUUAAAAAUCAGUAUUGGUACCAAAUGUACAUAGAUAAUCUUCCAAUAUGGGGAGUUGUUGGUGAAUUUGAAGAUAAUAAUGAUCAUUUAUCAUACUAUUUAUUUACUCACAAAAAAUUCGACAUUGGAUACAAUGAUAAACAAAUUGUUGAUGUUAAUUCAACUACUGACAGCGUUAAAGUUAAAUUAACUCCAAAUGCACAUAUAACGAUUACUUAUGAAGUUAAUUGGAAGAAAAGUAAUGUUAAGUUUGAAGAUAGAUUUGAUAAAUAUUUAGAACCCAAGUUCUUUCAACACAGAAUCCAUUGGUUCAGUAUUUUCAAUAGUUUUAUGAUGGUAAUUUUUCUCGUUGGACUUGUCUCAAUGAUAUUGAUGCGUACACUGAGAAAAGACUACGCUAGAUACAGUAAAGACGAAGAAAUAGAUGACAUUGAACGAGAUUUAGGUGAUGAGUAUGGUUGGAAACAAGUUCAUGGUGAUGUAUUUCGACCAGCUAGUCAUCCCAUUUUAUUUUCAGCAUUAAUUGGAGCUGGUUACCAGGUGACUGUUGUAGUACUGAGUGUUAUAAUAUUUGCAAUACUUGGAGAGCUUUAUACUGAACGUGGAUCAAUGCUUUCAACAGCAAUAUUUAUGUACGCUGCAACAUCACCAGUUAAUGGUUACGCUGGUGGAGGACUUUAUGCGCGUAUGGGUGGAAGGGUAUGGAUAAAACAAAUGCUGUUAAGUGCAUUUAUGCUGCCAAUUAUGGUUUGUGGUACAGCAUUUUUUAUAAAUUUUAUCGCCAUUUAUUAUCACGCAAGCCGUGCUAUUCCCUUUGGUUCAAUGGUUGCAGUAACAUGUAUAUGCGUAUUUGUUAUUUUACCAUUAACAUUAGUUGGAACGAUAUUGGGGCGCAAUCUUGGUGGAACACCAGAUGCACCAUGCAGAGUUAAUGCAGUGCCCCGACCAAUUCCUGAAAAAAAAUGGUUUAUGGAACCUCUGAUAAUUAUUUUACUUGGUGGUAUUCUUCCUUUUGGUUCAAUAUUUAUUGAAAUGUACUUUAUUUUUACUUCAUUUUGGGCCUACAAAAUAUACUACGUUUAUGGAUUUAUGUUAUUGGUUUUUGUUAUUUUAAUGAUUGUAACUGUUUGUGUAACAAUCGUAUGCACUUACUUUUUAUUAAAUGCUGAAGACUACAGAUGGCAAUGGACAAGCUUUCUAGCUGCUGCUUCCACCGCUGGUUACGUCUAUAUUUAUUCAUUUUACUACUUUUUCUUUAAAACAAAAAUGUACGGACUUUUCCAAACUGCAUUCUACUUCAGUUACAUGGCGCUCUUCAGCUUAGCUCUUGGUAUCAUGUGUGGUACAGUUGGAUAUAUUGGUACUAAUGCAUUUGUUCGUAAAAUUUAUUCUACUGUUAAAAUAGAUUAGAUUUUAUUUAAUUUUAAUAAUCAUUUCUUUUAAUUGGUAAAAAAAA
Molecule: messenger RNA, 2050 nt
Organism: Cotesia glomerata
Lineage: Eukaryota; Metazoa; Arthropoda; Insecta; Hymenoptera; Braconidae
Gene: TM9SF3
Product: transmembrane 9 superfamily member 3
Exons: 9
Coding region: 232-2004 (590 amino acids)
Biological process (GO): protein localization to membrane
Cellular component (GO): membrane
Source: RefSeq, a predicted model, not a curated record